Penicillium soppii is the source of this 1095-nucleotide messenger RNA. RefSeq names its product casein kinase II subunit beta. Gene Ontology annotation, molecular function: protein kinase regulator activity. Gene Ontology annotation, cellular component: protein kinase CK2 complex; cytoplasm. Bases 1 to 1095 code for a protein of 364 amino acids. The record is from RefSeq and is a predicted model, not a curated record. The transcript has a single exon. NCBI's taxonomy places the organism in Eukaryota, Fungi, Ascomycota, Eurotiomycetes, Eurotiales, Aspergillaceae.
AUGUCGUCCUCGGAAGGUGCACCGGAAUCCUGGAUUUCCUCUUUCUGUUCGCUGAUGGGCCAUGAGUUUUUCGCUGAGGUGUCGGAGGACUUCAUCGAGGAUGAUUUCAACCUCACUGGUCUGCAGUCGCAGGUGCCCAUGUACAAGGAGGCGCUGGAGAUGAUUCUCGACGUGGAGCCUGAGGAGGAUGAGGAAGAAGAAGACGAAGAGGAGGAAGAGGAAGACGAGGAUGAUGCGCUGGGUGAUCAGCCUGCAUACCGAAGAGCCGGCGAUCGGCGACAUGCGCGUGUUGCCAGCGAUUUGAGCGUCAUUGAGAGCUCUGCAGAGCUCCUGUACGGCUUGAUCCACCAGCGGUACAUCACCUCCCGACCCGGUAUCCAACAAAUGCUCGAAAAGUACGAGAUGCAGCACUUUGGCACCUGUCCUCGAGUCAACUGCAAUGGCUGCAAAGUUCUCCCUGUGGGCCGGUCUGAUACUCCUGGUCAAGAAACAGUCAAGCUCUUCUGCCCCGGUUGCCAGGACAUUUACACACCCCCCAAUAGCCGGUUCCACUCCGUGGAUGGCGCAUUCUUCGGCACAACCUUCGGCUGUCUAUUCUUCAUGACCUUCCCAGAUCUCGACAUUGGCCCCCGCCUCGAUGCUUCCCUCUCCGUUAUGUCGCCCCGAAACGCGCCCAACCAGUCUCGCACCGGCUCUGCGACCCGCUCCCCCGCCGCGCGCCAACCGACCUCGCCCACUCCUGAAAACCAACCGCUGGAGAUCAACGGUGUUCGAACCCCUAAUCUCUGCCCCGGUCUGGGUAAGGGCAAGAUCUACGAUCCCCGUAUCUACGGAUUCAAGGUGUCGGAGGUGUCGCGGGUCGGCCCGCGCAUGAAAUGGCUGCGCUCCAAACCCCAAAAUGUGAUCGAGCUAGAUGAGGCUUGGAACCAUGAGCAGAACCACUCUCCGCAGACUGAUGAUAAGGAUGGUGAUACCGAAAUGAAUCAGCAACAAUCACAGAAUGCGGCGAUUGCGAACCGCAAGAAGGCUCCCAUGCGUCGACGGAGGAACCUUGGCGAGACGGCGACAGAUCCGAUGGACGUGCACGGUCGAUGA